AUGGGUGGUUUCUCGAGAAUCUUGGGCUCUUCUACUGACGGACCUGUAUAUGCGACAGUACCAGUAGACAACAGCGCUGCAAUGGAAGACAAGAUCGUGGCAGACCAACAGGAUCAGGGACAGCAUGCUUAUGCGUAUCCUCAUCAGUCCUACCCGCAGCAGCAGCAGCAGCAACAGCAUGUCGUCUCACCGCAGCCAUCGAUAGGCCAGUUUCAACCAGUGCAAGCUGUCUCACCGGAAACCAUCUCUCAGACCAGAUUCUCUCAGGCGACAUUCCCUCACAACACUUCACCAUGGCUUGACCCGCAAAGUCCCAACCUUCGAGACAGUCCCGGCUACGAUCGCACUUUUGACAGCCAUAGAGGACUCAUGGGAAAUGACCCAGCCAAUGUGCCUUAUGAGAAAGCACCCGAUGUCCACGUCGUCAACCGACCGACCAAUGCCGUCCAGCCGAAGGGACCGCUUUUGUACAGGGCCAUGAAAAGUAAGUGGUCCAUGAUUGCUUGCUUGGCCAUUGGAGUUGCCGCCGCUAUCGGUCAUCACUUCUUUUACAACCACCUCGACGGCCGUGAAGCUGUGAAUCAACAAUGGAUGCUCCGAGUUGGACAACUCAUUUCCUUCAUUGCCAACGCCAACUUCAUCCUCGCGGCCGUCAUGGCUCAUCAACAGGUAGCAUGGCGAGCCGUGGGUCAGAAGGGAUUCUCGAUUUAUGCCGUCGACUCUCUGUUCGGUGCCACUCACAACCUCGUCGAGCUUUUCAACCGUGAAGCUUGGGCCAAGUCUUGGUUUGUCAUGUUUCUAGCUCUUUACAUGUGGUUCAGUCCUGCCGUUGUCAUUCUUACCUCAGCUACGUUAUACGUUGUUCCUGGUGAGAGCGUCCAAGAGACCCUUUGUCCUUCCAUCCGCACUCUCAACUUUAGCAACGAAGCAAAAGAGAGCUUUCAGACUCCCAAGAAAGCUGAGGGCGAGAUCAUGAACGGUCGCUCUCUCUCUGGCUACAACUGGACUGCCACUGGUGGUAACCUUGCGGAUGACGCCAAGACCAACGACAACGUUUUCGAAUACUACAACGUCCCCUCGUCUUCUCUGGAUCGUAUCGCUGCCGGUGUCUUCUCGAGUAGUCAGACAACUUACAAGGCCAACAUCUCCAAGGAAAUCUGUGGCGAAGGUUGGGAUUGCUCAACGACCAUCCAUUUUAUCGCUCCUGGAUACAAGUGUGAAGAGCUUGCUCGCGGCGUCGGAUCCAAGAUGAAGCAAUUCGGGAAUGCAGAGCCGCCUUUCAAUCUCACCGACCUGGUCCCUGCUGGUAACUACACCUACCUCGCCAAUACUGACCGCGGAGAGUAUAUGCGACCGCAGAUCGACAACGUCACUAUUGGUGGUAUCCCUUCUGAAGAAGAUGGCCCUGACUUCCCUGAGAACCUUGGCGUCUUUAGAACUGAGCCUAGCAUCUGGAUUGGGUAUGCUGAAGUCCAGGACCACACGAAGGAGCAUGCAAAGGACCAGGACGCUGAUGGAUGGUACGACGACUACACCCCCGUAAUUUUUGCUUGUGAUCACUGGGAGGUGAACUACACUGUGACAUUCAACUACACCGCAGGAUUCCAGAAGUACGAGAUUACUGAACGGGAUUACAAGAAGAAGAUUAUCGACACAGAAUGGAGUAGCUGGACCAACGAAUCCACCGAUGGAACAGCCGAUGGGAACGAAGCUACACCAGAGAAGAACUAUGUCAGCCCUCGUCAGGACUAUGCCAGAUAUCGUCGAAUUGCCGCGUUCCACAGCCUGGGAUUACGACUUCGGGAAAUGCUUUUUGGUAAUGUCAAGGUCCAAGGCGUGGUGCUAGCAGACGGUGCCAUCACCACAACAAACCUUCUCGACCGACACGAGAGUCUUCCAAUCCACGACUUCCAGCGAGAAGUGAGCCGCAUCUACGAAGACCUCAUCAUCUCACUACUGUCCGACCCUCAAUUCCUUGCUGUCGCUUGGGCAGCGGACCCUUCCAAGCUAUCUGGUACUGGUGUUGGCGGCAAAGAAACUAAAUACGCCUGCGAGCGACGUCGUAAGGCCAAUUUCUUUGACUAUGGAUGGUCCAUUCUUGUCGCCGUCUAUGCGGUGUCUUUUGUCAUUGCAUCAAUUGGAGUCUACUACGGAAUACAGGCGAUGACUAGUGAUGGCACUGAUGCGCAACGUGUCAUGACGUUCUCUGCUAUUGCUGGAGCGACCAAGAAGGUCACUGUGGAUGAGGCUGAGAGGAAGGCGACCAAGAUUAGGUGUUUCCCUACUGAGGAACGACCAGGAGAAUAUGAGUUUAGGGCUGAGUUACAGGGAUAA
Fusarium poae is the source of this 2334-nucleotide messenger RNA. RefSeq lists its product as uncharacterized. The transcript has a single exon. NCBI's taxonomy places the organism in Eukaryota, Fungi, Ascomycota, Sordariomycetes, Hypocreales, Nectriaceae. The coding region runs from base 1 to 2334 and encodes 777 amino acids. The record is from RefSeq and is a predicted model, not a curated record.